UGUGCAGCACGGGAAUAUAGAGACCUUGAGGAUGAGCCAUGUGCCUGCUGGGGGUCAAUGGCCUGUCCUACCCAAGCAACAACAAGCUUCCCUUGCCAGUUUUCAGCACAGGAUGUGAUGACUAUGAUAAUUCACAUUCCAACAUCGUCAUGCCUCUUUCUGAUGAUGAGCCUGUGUGCACCAAGUUCGAACCCAACAUCUUCGACCCCUCCCGCUGCCACGACUGCCUGCGUCAGAGGCACCUCCAUCAUGGCGCUGGGGACAACACCGAGGCGGCGCCACAGCAGAAAUCCAACACAGACUCUGUCACCAGGCCCAAACGUGGGACGGGACCAUGCAGUGGAAUGCUAACGCCAAUCCCCUCACAGGCAGAGGAAAGGGACACCAGCAGUAAGGAGGAUUCGGACCAUUUGUCCGUGGUGAGCAGCUACUGUGAUGUCACUCGAGGCUGUCCAGGUCAGGAAGAGAGCUCUUUGUGUAUUCUGAGUCCAGACUGCAAGCUUUACAUCUGGGACGGCGACGACAACAACAGCACUGACAGCUGUCUUGACCAGAGUGACUACCAAGAGCUCAGUGGCUCCGGCAGUGCAGAGGACGAAUACCCACCACUGAGAAUGGCUCGACUUGACCCGCCACCUCACCGACCGACCCCUCGGGCCUGGGUGGACGAAGCUCUCGGCAGAGACAGCUUCAACGGGCGCUUAGGGUUUAAAGAAGACAGAGAGAAGCGGGAAAGCGGCUACUUCUCUCUGGGGAGGGUAGCAGGUGCCCGUGCUUCCCGUAAUAAAAGCCCACAAGCGCCUUUUCGUCAUUUUGAGCGAGGACAUCCAGUCUUUAGCAGUAAAAACAUUGAGCCCAAAGAUACCAUCCCCUUCAGAAAUCCCAAUCUUGGUCUGGCCUCUGAUAGGCAGGUACCUGAGGUUUUGGAUAAAGAGCUGGCUGUGGAAAUCCCUCCUCCUGACCCCUAUGACAUUGCUCUUGAGGUUGAAGCACGAGUUGGUGCUCGUUCCCCGAGUCCAACUCCCUUUAAAAUAGCUGAGUCGCUGGCUUUUGUGGAGCAAAAAGGUUUCAUUAGUUCUUACGGUAGAGGAAAUGCUUCUUAUAAUUCUUCAUACCAACAAUCUGGGCGCUUUGAUUCAUCACUGCAAGGCUCAAUUCUACAAUCUUGCUCUUCCUCCCCGGUACAUGGAAACACUCGACUGAAGGGUGUUGACUUUCCUUCCUCCGUCAGAGGCAAUACCGUUGAUGGCAGAGGGCGAUCUCAAGGUAUCGAUCCACAAUUAAGAGCUUCUAUGCAAGGAUCAUAUGGGCGACGUAUAGACUCAGGAUCUUUGCCAAGAAAUUUUAAAUCUCUUGGUGGUUCAGUCAAAUCCCAAUCCAAUACAGUCUCUAAUUUUGGGAGUGCCUUACGAAAAACAGAAGUGGGUGAGUCCUACUGUGGUCGAAGUCUUGAAAGCAGGAGCUCAUCGCCUGGUAAAGCGUUACACCGCAAAACUGAAAAUAGUUCAUUAAACAGAAUCAAUAGUCAUACAAACUUUCCAUCUUUUAGGCCUUCUGAGAGUCGCUAUGAAAGUCGUGGGUCUUCACCAACAAGAAGAACUUGCAGACCAUCGGGCCAAUCUGUCCUUCAUAAAUCAGAAUCAAUUACAUCGCUGGAUGGUAGAAGUCAUUAUGGACGAUGCGGGUCCCCAAUUAGAGAAGGCUAUGACAUUGAAAGUCAAGCUCUUCUACGAAAUGGACUUAAUAGCCAAGAUCACGAAAACCCUCGCGGCCCCGCAACCAGAGAUGGCUAUGGCGUAUCGAGUCAGCCGAAAGUUCACAAGACGGAAUUCAAUGCUGUCAGUAGCAGUCGAGGCCUUGACAGCUAUUCUGAAAGAAGAUCCUAUAAAACUGCUGGUCAGUAUCCACUUCGAAAAACAGUCAGCAGUGCUUCUUUUAAUGGUCGUGAAAGUCGCAAUUCCUCUCCUUCAAGCAGAGGUUAUGAAACUCCCACUCAGUCUAUACUGCGCAAGUCUGAAGUUAAAAGUCGUGACAGCCAUAGCUCUUUCCCUUCAAGUCAAAGCUACAGUGCCCCUCACCAAACAUCAUUUCGUAAAAGUGAACUUAGCAGCUCUAUAAAAAUAAAUAAUCACAAUAGCCGUAAUUAUUCCCCGUCAAGAAAUGCUACCAAUGAACCUCCAGGCUACUCCAUCCUUAGAAAUGCCACCAAUCAGAGAAAAAAUAAUUACAGUGACUCAAAAUCUGCCCCUGAUCGCUCACCACGCUCAUGGCGGGGAUCGACACAUACCCUGCGCAGCUCCUCGCUAUCCCGUGCUGAUUCUCCCACAACACAGAAUGUAAAAGUAAACAGAAAAGCUUCCGUCACCUUGCAAACUUCGAGAAGCCCCGGUGGUGCUAGAUCUACGGUUGGAAGACAGGUUCUUGAAGAUCGCUACACCUGCCCUAAUGACAGGAGACCUCAUAAUGCUCGGAGGAGCCCUUCACCUCCACCUCAGAUGAAAAUGCAACGUCAUACCUUAUCGCAGAGCUCCAUGGAUUCCUCAGAGUCUGUGGCAUCCGCUGGAAGACACAAGGAGGUAUAUGCCAGGGUGGCUGAUCUGCCCAAGGUCAAAAUGAUCCAUCAGAGAGAUGGCCGUAGCCACAUGGAAAGACCUCAGAAUCCCCAGCGCUCUCAUAAACAGGAACUCUUCAAACCAGCUAGCCACUCCCUGAGCAAGCAUCCCUCCAGAGAGUGGGAGGACACCGGGGAAACUGACAGAGAACUCUUCUACGGCGGCAGUGGGUAUCUAUCUCGAGCUCACUCCCCUUCCUCAUUGCAGAGAUCUUUCAGUCCCACAGCAGAUGAGGGCAGUUCUUGGAAAGAUCUUCAUCACAGAUCAGGGCCAAUGCAGCCUGACCUCCUAAACUUCAAGAAGGGAUGGAUGUCAAAACUGGGUGACUGUGGAGAGUGGAAGAAGCACUGGUUUGUUUUAACUGAUGCUGGGCUCAAGUACUAUAGAGACUCCAGUGCAGAGGAGAAAGAUGAUUUGGAUGGUGAAAUUGAUCUGAAAUCCUGCGUCAAGGUUUCCGAGUUUGAUGUGGAGAAGAACUAUGGGUUUCAGAUACAGACACGGGAGGCCGUGUUCACCCUUUCCGCCAUGACAGCAGGAAUCAGGAGGAACUGGAUUGAGGUUUUAAAGAAAUGCAUCAGGCCCAGUACAUCCCCAGACAUCACACAACUGCCUGAUAGCAGUAGUGACAAGGAAAACUCCCACUCACGCCUUCAGCUGCCUUCCCGCCGACCGUCAUCGCGUCACGCUGAUGUUUCGUCAGAAAUUCCUCCUGCUCAGCGUAGGUUUGACUACGUUGAGCUGUCCCCUGUUCCUGCUUCAUCCAGCCAUGUCCAGGCCAAUCAGAGAGAGAUCGGGGAGGGACAGCAGAAGGAGCAGAGCCGAUGGCAGGAAGAGAAGACACGAGACGCCACGUGUAGCCAAUGGGAGGCUGUGCUGUCUCGGAAGGGCACCAGCGGAGUACUCAAUCAAAGACUACACAUGGAAGAGGAGCUAGAGAAAAAGUGGGCAGAGUUUGAACGCAUGCCUUUAAAGGAGAAACCAACAGUGGGGUCCCGGCCUUGCAGCCAGUCAGCCAAUGAGGCGCUGCAGAGGGAGGUGGCGUCACUGAGGCACCAGCUUGAGCAACUACAACAGGGGGGGGGGGAGGGGAGGGGUGCCAGGUGCUGUGGUCCUGACGGUCCCUGCGGCCGCAGCCUGACUGCCAUGGACCGCGCUCAUCGACAAGCGAUGGAGGAGCUGCAGAGACAGCACGAGCGCCAGAUGGCAGAGUUAGAAAUGGAGAAAAAUAGGCUGUUGCUGGAAGAGAUUCAAGAUACGUCACGAGUGAUGGAGGCACUCAAGAAGAAACACAAAGAAGAGCUGGAGAGAGAGGUGGAGAAGGUCAAUAGACUCAGCAGUGGAUUGCUUGACCCACAGACCUUGCACGUCCUACAACAGGCAGACAGUCAGGCCUUGCAGAGAGAAUUAGGCGGACUAUCAGAGCGCUACUCUCAAAAGUGUCUCGAGCUGAACCGAGCUGAACAGAACAACGCUGAAAGGGAGCGGGAACUCAGUCAAAAGGAGAGAGACCUGGAGCAGCUCAAGAAAGAGAACCAGAACUUAAAGGACCGUUUGGGAGAGGAGAUCAUCCGCAUACGAUGUAACAACACAGACAUCGGUUCAAAAGACAACAACGAGACGUCCUGUGAAUUAGAGGUACUUCUCAGGGUAAAAGAAAAAGAGAUUGAGUACUUGCAUAAGGAGAUCAACUGUCUAAGGAAUGAACUUCAGUUCCUUAACACGGAGAAGCAUCUGGCUGGUGAGCGAUAUGCGGAGAUCAAUGAGGAGCUGAGUGGGCUAAAAGGGCGGAGUGAGCGGGAGAUCCAGAGUCUAAAGGAGCACUUAAGGCUAGCCAUGGCCGCUCUGCAGGAGGGCCAAAGGCUGGGUAACAGCAUGGACCACUAAGUCUGCUGAGAAUCCUUAGUGAAAGGUGUGUCUGCUUCAAUGUGACUGAAUGAACACGAGAUACAGAAAAGUAGAGGAAAUGGUCGCACUUUGGGUGGGGGGGGACCAUGAUCGUGCCUAUUGUUUCAAUCAUUCCGCCAAUCCAGCAGCAUGGAAAAGCUGACAACUGGCUUCAUUACACUGGACCAUGUGUGAUAUAUAAACUGCACUUUUCCAUUCUUACUGAAACUUCUGCCUCAAUGGAGUUAAAGCAUGUAUGAGUGUGCAUUUUGUCUUAAAACUGGAAUAUUUCUCAACAAUUAUUUUUAUAGUUUCAGGUAUUUCAGGUAACUCUCAAACAUUGGACCCUUUUGUGCCUGUUAAUAACUUGAGGCCACAGAAUGACACAGAGCUACUAUCAUCUCAGUUUUUUUUAUGUUGUACAGCUUUCAAAACUACACUUUGAAAUGAAAGCUCAUCUUGUUGUUGUUUUGUUUGUAAACAGGAAACCUGAGUUUAGGUUGUGUUAUUUGCUGUAAAGAUGCAGAAACGAACUGGGAUUAACACAAAAAGCAACACAAAAUGUCAUUGAGAGUAUGCUGAUUAGACAUGAAUAUGAACUUGUCUCCAACCAAAUUCAGCCUCAAAUUUCUUUGACUGGAAAAAGCUCAUUAUUGCUUUUUGCCCCAUAAUACCCCUAAGCUUCUUUCCCCUCCAUCUUCAUCAUUGCGGACCUAAACAAAAUUGACAAGUGUUGCAUUAAUGAGCCAAUUUGUCAACAAAUAUGGAGUGUUGAUGAAAAAAUAUAUUGUGAUAAAAUGACUUAUCUACCUUUUAGAAAAAAAAAAAUAUUUAAUAUACCGUAUUGCCGGUAUUUUGUAAAUAAUACACAUUUUGCAAUCAAUAAAAUAAGAGAAGCUCCUUC
Molecule: messenger RNA, 5400 nt
Organism: Phycodurus eques (leafy seadragon)
Lineage: Eukaryota; Metazoa; Chordata; Actinopteri; Syngnathiformes; Syngnathidae
Biological process (GO): positive regulation of substrate adhesion-dependent cell spreading; actin filament organization
Cellular component (GO): actin cytoskeleton
Molecular function (GO): actin filament binding
Source: RefSeq, a predicted model, not a curated record